GAACGUGUGCGAGUUCCACUCCGCAUCAACAUGCGCGUGGAGGAUACCAAAAGAAAGAAGAAGAAGAAAGUCUGCGUUGGAGUGAUUUUGGAGCUGGGCGAAAGUGAAACCAAUGUCAAAUAUGAAGAUGGCCGAACAAAGCGAGUGGCCAACACAAGGCUGCGCCCACUGGAGCGAGUCACUCGAGAUGCCACUGGCUAUUCGGGCGACAGCAGCUUCAAUGACUUUCGCUUCACCAAAAAUUGCCUUCCAACUGGAAUUGAGGUUGUGGGCGAUGGCGCUGAUCUUGAGAAAAAUCGUGCUGGUCAAAGCUACCUGCACCUGAAGAAGAACACGUACUUGAGAGUACCUCUCCGGGGACUUCGACACGAAAAGCUUCGUCCAGGUGAGCCAAUUCCUCGAUACACAUUGUCUCUAGAGGUGCGGCUGGCAGACAACCAUCGCAGGUUGGGCGACUCUCCAUGGUCUCUCUUUCAGGCAAGCUUUCCUGAUCCUCAUUCCACGGAUGAGCUUUGUGUUGUUGCUGAAGAUAAGCCUCACAAGCGCAAGUGGAAGGUGCUGACAAAAGAAAAUGGCCUGGUAGUGACAGCAGAAGCAGAUCCGAACUCCAAGGAAUUGUGUCGCCUUCCAGCCAACUCAGUCGUCGUCGAGGACGGUAUACCACCAAAAAGACUUCCCACCGGCGAGCGACGGCUGCGGAUCCGAUACAAGGCUGAUGCAGUGAAGUCAGGAGAAGGGGACCUAAUCGAUGCAAUGGAGCCUGAAGAGUAUGUUAUAGAGGUCGAAGCAGGAUACUUCGGAAGCGACUUUGGAACUGCUGCUACCUCUAUUCGCAUUUGCUCAAAGGGAGUACUGAAGACCUUGAACUUUCGACCUGGGGUAGAGGGUGGCUCUGCUGGGAUUGAUGGCGAACAAGGAGCAAGCAUGGGUUGGACACCUCGAGAUCGCACAAUGCAUGUUGUCCGGAUCACCAUCCGCAAGACUGGCUGGCACACGUUUGAGAUUAUCGAUGGCAGUGAUUCGGAGAAGACCUGGUCCAAGGAUUUCAAGGUGCUAGGAUGGUUUGAUGACUACAAAGGAAUCUCUGGCAUUUCAAUCACCGAUCCCGACAAUGAAGAGCUGGAACUGGGCAAGGAGCGUGAGUAUCACAACAGCGGAACGCACAAGCUUCGUUUGCGGAGAAUGGGAGAGGCAACAGCAGAUGUGGACGACAAGUUUGAUCCCCGUGGUUGGGUGACAAUCCGCAAAACUGAUAUGGAGUUGGUUGAGGAUGCGCAUGGCCAGAAAGCAGUCAAAGGGCCACAGUGCUUCCUAAGAGCAGGUUUGGCUGAGAGGUCCGUCACGAGCAACAGGUAUCUUCGCUCAGACCGAUGGCACACGGUGACCAUCACUUCAGAUUGCCAGGACAGAACAGUUCUGGUCUUCCUAGAUGGAAUGCAAGCCACGGAGAAGGAAAUCAACAUUGGAACAUCUUCUGGAGGGCUGGGCACCGAUGAUGCAGGUAGAAGGAUGCAAGGUCCAGUCAGUCCUUUGGAGAUGCUGACAAGCAGCUCCGGACUGUUAACAGUCUCGCCGUAUGCAGUGCCACAGGCAGGCUUUCUACUUUUCGCGAGCAGCAGCGCACGUGGAAUGCCAGGAGGCAUUAUGCUGCGACGCAUCACCUUCUACAACACCAUGCUUGGAAGUCAGCAGGUAGAGGAGCAAUAUCUGAAUUCUCGAUACCAGCGGGAGAAGAAGCCUCCACCACAGCAACUUGCCCUCAGUGCAGGCGGAGAUUUGGUGCACCUGCUUCGUGCUUUUGUGAUUGGAUUGGAAGGUGCAUGCAAGAGCAUCGGCCUUGACCUCAUUUGCAGCGAUCUCAACAUCUUCACGCAAUUUUCUACGGUCACAGCCUGGGAGCGACAUAGAGAGGAUGCAACUUGCCGUGAUCUGAUGCGAUUUUUGUUUGAUGCGACAUUUAUGCGACAAAUUGCGACUCCUAGGAUGCUGAUGCUAAUUUUGGAGAAACGCGAUGGACAGGCUGCCUUGGCAUUUGACAACAUCCCGAGCUGGAAAGCUGAAGAUGAUGCAUUUUGGGAUCUGUCCUCAGAAAGGUGCCAGACGUGA
Cladocopium goreaui is the source of this 2106-nucleotide messenger RNA. The record is from the annotation of a GenBank genome assembly. NCBI's taxonomy places the organism in Eukaryota, Dinophyceae, Suessiales, Symbiodiniaceae.